Molecule: messenger RNA, 1074 nt
Organism: Diabrotica virgifera virgifera (western corn rootworm)
Lineage: Eukaryota; Metazoa; Arthropoda; Insecta; Coleoptera; Chrysomelidae
Product: calcyclin-binding protein
Exons: 5
Coding region: 201-890 (229 amino acids)
Biological process (GO): heart development
Cellular component (GO): nucleus
Molecular function (GO): ubiquitin protein ligase binding; tubulin binding; S100 protein binding
Source: RefSeq, a predicted model, not a curated record
UACAAUUUAAUGCGUUAGAAAGAAAUCGAAAAACUGUGACGCACUGAAAGAUGAUCAUGAGAAAAAGAAUACAUUCCUUCAUUUGCUAAAAGUAUUGAGUCUUGUAAUAAUAAACUGUUUUCGGUAAAAUUUAAGUUCUUUUAUUGCAGUUUAAGAAAUUUUAGCCCCUAUUGGAUAUUGUAUAAGAAAAGUAUUCAGUAAUGACAAUGGAGAAAAUCACAGAACUGAAGAAAGACAUUGCUGAGCUCGAAUCGCUAGAAAAACAAGCCACGAGACAAAAAAAUAAAGACAUACUGAGUAUAGAAAUCAGAAAAUUGGUAUCGGAAGUUGUACUUUUGGAAGAAAAACUGAAAACUCAAAGCAAUCCUGUAACCUCUCCAAUCGCCAGUCCCUCUACCGGAACAGUAAAUAAGAGAUAUCAAGUUAAAAUAAAUAAUUAUGCAUGGGAUCAGUCCGAUAAGUAUGUCAAAUUCUAUAUUACUUUAAAGAAUGUACAGAGUGUUCCUGCAGAAAAUGUCAGUUGUGAAUUUACUGCCAAAACCGUUAGUUUAACAGUGACGGAUCUGGAUAAUAAGGACCAUAGUUGGCAAAUUAAAAAUCUGUUGAAAAAUAUUGAUCCAGUGAAGAGCACAUGGAAAGUUAAAACUGAUAUGGUAUUGAUAAAUGCAGCAAAAACAUCAUCAGAUAACUGGUCACAUGUUACAGAAUGGGAGAAAAAGGCUAGUGACAGUAAGGCACCUAAAAUGGACACUGACAAAUUGGAUCCAUCUGAAGGACUAAUGUCAUUGAUGAAAAAUAUGUACGAUUCUGGAGAUGAUGAAAUGAAGCGAACUAUUGCCAAAGCUUGGACAGAAAGCCAGGGGAAAAACCAGGCCGCCAGUUUUAUGUAACACUUUGUUGUAGGAUACUGCUAUAUUAUAUUAUAAUUUUUUAUACCAUAAAAACGUUUCCAAUUCCCAAGUUUCAAUGAUUUUGUUUGUAGAAUGUCUUUCUGUUAUAAAAUCUUCCGCUGAAUGACAUGUGUAAUGACAUGUGUUCUAAGGAUGUAAUAAAAGGUAUAAAAUGUCCAAUAAA